AUGCGCGCUAUACGCCUGGGCCGGCGGCCUGGCCAUGGAGCCUGGAGCGUGCAAGGUAUAUGAGGUCUCCGCUUGUGCAGUAUUGUUGGUCAAUGACCAAAGUGAAGGCCAUUGAUGCGACAGUCACGGCGCAGCGUUGUCAGCAACUUGCAGCUGAGGUCUGCAGUCUCUUAUGCUCUGAGCAAGUACCAAAGUUGGUUCAUAUGAAAUGCAGCUGCCGGCUCAUAUAUGAGCUUGACAUGAAACAUGGUCGGAGGAUCUGCUUAUGAAUGGAACUGAAUAACAAAGCUGCCCUUUCCUGCAAAGGACCAAGUGCAGGAUGAUUGUCUACAAGAAAGGCGUGGGUGGCAUCAACCUUCUCUUCAGAAUCUACGGAAGCCCUUUGCCAAGAGCCUUUCCUCUAGCUCUCCCCAGCGCCCUUCUGGCUAUCUUCCUUGAUCUUUUUGCCAAGAACGAAGUGAGAGGGUGGUUUCUUCAUCCGCUGCCAUUUGGAAUCUUUGCCUCUGUUGUGGGAUUUGUUCUUGUUUUCCGCAUCAACCUCAGCCAUGCAAGAUACUGGGAAGCUAGGACGCGCGUACAAGACAUGACGAGCAGAUGGCUUGGAGCUGUUGCUGAAGCAAUAGCUUUCGACGAAGCGGCAGAAUUACCUUCAGCCGUGUCGACUGGACCCCAAUGGAGAGCAGAGUUUAUCCAUCUCAUGUCUCUGAUGCACGGACUUGCGAUGCAAGGAUUGCGAGGUGACACGAUGCUGGAAAAUCUGGUCAGAGGUAGCUUUCAUGUGACCCCCUUCCCUCCCCCUAGGGAUCCUGCCGAGCUACCAAACUGGCAGAAAUAUAACCAUCUCUGUGCUCUAAGGCACCACAUGAACCACUUCCGGGACUAUUGGAUGAAUCUACCUCUUCCAGUCCUGGGGGGCCUCAGUAAAAUGGAAAUCAAGGUCCUCGAGAAGAGCGAAUCGAAAGCUUUCUGCGUAUUCAUGUGGAUACAUCAGCACCUGACGGCCAGGCGUCAAGCAGGGGGACUAAACGAAGCCGCACCUAUUGUCACACGCAUUCACCAAAAUCUGGAAGAUGGAAUGAACGCGUUUGAGCAGGCGAUGAAGAUCAACGACACUCCAUUCCCUUUCCCGUACGCGCAAACUGUGACGAUGAUGCUGUGGUUCCAAGCCCUCAUGUGUCCAUUGAUGAUGGUCGCCUGGCUCAACAACACCUGGAUUGUUGUCCUCUUCACAUUUGCGGCAGUGUGGUCGUGUUUCACCUUGAACGAGGUAGCUCGGGAAAUCGAAGAACCGUGGAAGUACGAUCCGAAUGACAUACCCGUAGCCUUCUUGCAUCACAACUUCAAUCUCUCUUUGUUAGCGGCAUUUGAGGGAAACAAGGCGGAAGAGCCGGAGAAGCUGCUAGAGCACAUCAAAUCGACGAAUCUGGAUGACUACAGUCUUUCGCCUAGCGUCGAUUACACGGAAAGGGGAGCGUAUGCGAAGCACGCAAAGGAGGCUUUGGAGGUUGCUGAAAGGGAGAAAAGAGAACUGAAGUCUUCAAAAAAGUCUAUGAGUGCCCCUCACUUAUCAGAAACGCAUGAACGAUCAGGAGGUAGAGUAGGGCCCGAGUCAGAGAAGCGGGCACCCAUUUGAAGAUCCCGACCAUCAGAAUAAGGUAACAAGGCAGCGAAGUUCAGCUUUGAAUCUAAUGCGCUUUAGCGGUCAGGUUUGAUAGCACAAAGUCGCAAUGAAAUAUCUAUAUAUUGCAAUUCAAGGUAAAGCAGUGCGCACGCAUGUUACCUCCCAAUGUCAGGCCCAACAUAAUUACAAACAGUAGGACUCGAUGCUCACAUUUUUUCAAGAGCACGUUAUCUCUUCGGUGCUUUAGCAGAUUAGCAAAGGGGACCGUACCGGCGCGCGUCAUGCUCCAAUCCAAGGAUCAGUAGCUCUGCGGAUUUCCUCGUUCAUCUUUG
Klebsormidium nitens is the source of this 1953-nucleotide messenger RNA. The record is from the annotation of a GenBank genome assembly. Lineage: Eukaryota; Viridiplantae; Streptophyta; Klebsormidiophyceae; Klebsormidiales; Klebsormidiaceae.